Cooperia oncophora is the source of this 774-nucleotide messenger RNA. NCBI's taxonomy places the organism in Eukaryota, Metazoa, Nematoda, Chromadorea, Rhabditida, Trichostrongylidae. The record is from the annotation of a GenBank genome assembly.
AUGCUCGAGAAGGGAGAACUGAAGGUCCCAGCAAUCAAUGUCAACGACUCCGUCACAAAAUCCAAGUUCGAUAACCUCUACGGAAUCCGCGAGUCACUGCCUGAUGGUAUCAAGCGCGCCACUGAUGUCAUGCCUGCGGAAAGGUGUCCGCUGUUUGCGGAUACGGCGUUCGGUUCGCGCGUUAUCGUGACCGAAAUCGAUCCCAUCAAUGCUCUUCAAGCCGCUAUGGAGGGUUACGAAGUGACCACCUUGAACGGGGCCGCUCCUAGGGCUAAUAUCGUUGUCACUACAACCGGCUGCAAGGACAUCGUUCUUGGCCGACAUAUGGAACAGCUACCUAAUGACGCCAUUGUGUGCAACGUUGGACACUUCGAUUGCGAGAUCGAUGUGAAAUGGCUGAAUGAGAAUGCUGUCAGCAAGGAAGUUGUCAAGCCUCAGGUCGAUCGCUACCUCAUGAAGAACGGUCGCCACAUUAUCCUGCUUGCCGAGGGUCGUCUUGUAAACUUGGGCUGUGCUACUGGUCACCCAUCGUUUGUCAUGUCGAACUCUUUCACCAACCAAGUUCUGGCCCAGAUUGAACUCUGGACCAAAUACGGUACCCCCGAAGAGUACAAAGUUGGUCUGUACGUGCUACCUAAGAAACUCGACGAGGAGGUCGCACGAUUGCAUCUGGAUCAGCUCGGUGUGAAGCUUACGAAGCUUACCGAAGAACAAUCCGCAUACCUUGGUGUGCCUAUUGACGGUCCUUACAAGCCUGACCAUUAUAGGUAUUAA